AUGCGGAUUCGUCGUCUGGAGGAGAAGGAGGCGGAGCAGGUUGAGUCAAACAAGCAGCUGAAGCUGAAGAUCGACCAGCUGCAGAAACACCUGGAGGAGAAGGACAACUUAAUAACACAGGCCAACCAGACUGCUGCUUGUCUAAAAGAUGAGCAGAGAGAUUUGAAACAGCAGCUUCAAACUCAGCAGUGCAAAGUCAACACCUUGAAUCUGGACAAAGACUCACUACAGGACCAACUAGACCACCUGCGCAAGAAGUUCCAGGAAGCCAGUCAACGGCUGCAGAACGUCCAAGCUUCCGAGACAUCCAAUGAGGAGGGCCUGCUCAAGAUCAGGGAGCUGGAGCGGCGGUUGGCCAUGCAGGAGCAGGACUCUCUGAUCGUGCGGAACAUGAAGGGCGAGGUGGCCCGGGUUCCGGAACUGGAGAGAGAACUCAAGCGCCUCCGUGAGGACAACGCCUACCUCAGGUGAGGAGGUGUGUGUGUGUGUGUGUGUGUGGCUGCAGGAAGCCUGAAGAUCUCUCCAGAGAAGUGAUUGACAUUCAGCAGCGAGAGAUCAUCCUGAAGCAAGAC
Messenger RNA from Sardina pilchardus (European sardine), 572 nucleotides. Its product is annotated as mitotic spindle assembly checkpoint protein MAD1-like. The record is from RefSeq and is a predicted model, not a curated record. The transcript is spliced from 5 exons. The coding region runs from base 1 to 471 and encodes 156 amino acids. Gene Ontology annotation, biological process: mitotic spindle assembly checkpoint signaling. NCBI's taxonomy places the organism in Eukaryota, Metazoa, Chordata, Actinopteri, Clupeiformes, Clupeidae.